Rhineura floridana is the source of this 896-nucleotide messenger RNA. It is a transcript of the gene CTXN2, whose product is annotated as cortexin 2. The transcript has 4 exons. Bases 484 to 729 code for a protein of 81 amino acids. NCBI's taxonomy places the organism in Eukaryota, Metazoa, Chordata, Lepidosauria, Squamata, Rhineuridae. The record is from RefSeq and is a predicted model, not a curated record.
UCGUGGCGGCCGGGAAACGGUUUCCCCGGGGAGAAGAGGCUCGCCUCUUUCAGUACAACAGCCUUUGCAGCCAGCAAGAAGAAAGCAAGAGGAGGCAGCCAGCCGCCGUUGCUGCAGUUGGGUGGGGAGUGCAGAAGAUUUUGCGAAUGCCUCGCACGUCGUGUUUUGCAGGAACUUUCCACGGCCGUCCGAAUCAUUCCGGAUCGUUUGGCGAGAGGAGCCUUGGCUGCAUAAUGGUGUGAUGAGGACUACAGCCUUUAAGAGAGAGAGAGAGAGAGUCAUAUCCCAAGAGGCUUCAGAUGCAAGUGGGAAUCAACCGGCAUAUUUUGAAGACUUUAUAUGCUGUCUUGUUAACCUGCUCCACGUAGACAGGCAGACAAACAACUGUUCAUACUUCAGGAAAGCCUGGAAGUGUGCCUUACAUGAAUGCAUCAGGUGAAGAAGUUAAAAUCUUGAAGGCCCAGCAGGAUGUGAAGCCCAGAUAUGAGCAGUAACUACUGCAACAACGUGUCAGUCAGCAUGAGCGUCAAUGAGGUGUCCACCUUUCCCCUGACUCUGGAACAAAAAACCGGCUUUGCCUUUGUAGGGAUCCUGUGUGUCUUCUUGGGACUUCUGAUUAUCAGAUGCUUCAAAAUCUUAUUAGACCCUUAUAGCAGUAUGCCGUCUUCCACGUGGGAGGAUGAAGUUGAAGGGCUGGAUAAGGGGACAUUUGAAUAUGCUCUUGCAUGAAAUCUUUCAAAAGAAUGACCCUGCCUUAAUUCUGAUGUUUUUCAUUUGGGGGGGAGGGGGCGGAAUUCCCUAGGAAGGAUGCAUUUGUAACAGACAUCUAUGUUUUGAAGAUACAGUGAUGGCAUUUUUUGUUGUUGUUGAAUAAAGCUUUGUUGCAGAUUCAUAAA